CCAUCCAUGACGAGAUCCAGAACCACAAGACCCCAGUCCUGCAGGCUCUCCAGGAGACCCAGUCCCUGAUCCGUCAACACACCCAAAGUCUUAGACCAGAGGAUCAGACCAAACUCAGUGAGAAGCAGACAGACCUCAGGAACCGAUACGAUGCCGUCACGACCGAGUCUCUCAACAGGACCAAUAAGCUUCGAUUCUCCAACGAGGACCUUCCUCUUCUGGAGACCGAGGUUGCUGACUUUGAGAAGUGGUUGGACGGUGCCGAGCGCACCCUGGACAACACCCUGAGACAGUCUCAGAUGGAGCCUGAGGCGAUCCGCAAGCAGUAUAACACCAUGCGCGGCUUCUCUGAGGAUGUCAUCGCUCAUGCUGCGGAUAUCAAGUUUGUGGUCAAGGGUGGCCAGAAGUUCCUGGAGUCGGCGAAGGUCUACGCUCAAGACCUCGCCGUCUUCCGUGACGCUGCCCUCCCGCGCCAGUUCAACCGCAACUUCACUGAAAACCCAGAGAGUAACAUCAUCCGCGACAAGCUGGCCAAGAUCUCGACCCGCUAUGACCGUCUCAAGGGCAAGGCCGUGGAGACCACCAGCGCCCUCAGGGAUGUGGUGGAGAAGCAACAGAAGUUCCAGGACGUUGCAGACAGUCUAGGAAUCUGGCUCCAGGAUGCGGAGGGAUCGUUGAAGGCUCUCCAGAAGGAGGCCAUUGGAGCGGAUCCUGCAACCGUGCAGAAGCAAAUCGACAGGCUCAAGGUUCUCCGUGAUGAGACUGCCUUUCAUCUUAAGGACAUCGAGAGGACCAAGGAGGCAGGAAGGAACCUGGCUGAUUCCAAACCUGAACUCCAACCCGAGAUCACCAAGACAAUUGACACACUGACACGCCGCUACAACGACCUCGACGGCCAGAUCAACCAGCGAAACCAGCAGCUGCAGAACGCCCUCACUCAGUCACAGGGCGUGCAGGACAGCCUGGACACACUGCUCCGAUGGUUGGAUGAGAUCGAGAGAGGCGUACACCGAAUGGAGAAGGGUACCAUCCUAGUCGUCAAGCGUGAUCCGUUGGUUGAGAACAUCCAGGAACAAAAGGUUCUUGAAGAUGAUAUCACAGCUCACAAACCUGCCGUCGAGAACGUCAAAAGCUUGGCCAAGACCCUGAUACAGAACAGUGAACCAAAAGUUGCCAAGGUUCUGCAAACCAAACUCAACAAUGUCAACACAAGAUAUGACAAGGUAACCGUGGCAACCACCAACCAUGGUAAGACCCUUGGUGACAUGCUGGAGAAGCUGAACGAGUUUGAGAAGGAGGUUGACCAUGUGGAAGACUUCCUCCUACCAGCCAUUGACCGCUUGGAACACCGUGACUUUGGUCGUCAGGAGAUCCCUGAAGCUGAGAAGCAACUCAAGGACUACAAGGCACAGCUGAACGACCAACGACCAUCCCACAAGCGGGUCAACCACCUUGGCGAGGCCCUGGUGCGUGACCCCAAGGCUGGAAACACUUCCUAUGUCACCGAUGUCAUCUCCAACCAUGAGAAUAAUUGGAAGACAAUGGAGGAGGUCCUGGCUAAGAGGUCCAGGCAGAUUGAUCAGGAGCAGAAGGCCGCCAAGAAGUACAACCAGAGCAACAAGGAUGUUAACCACUGGCUUGAUAACAUGGAGCGGAAGAUGACCCAACUCCAGCCGGUGUCCACCGACCCCAUGACACUACAGACUCAGGUCGAACAGCUCAAGCCUUUCAAGACGGACGUCAUGGCCUACAAGCCCAAGAUCAUCGACGUCAACAAGUUCGGCCAGACCCUUGACCGCCUGAUCAAGGAGGGUGACUCGACGGUCAGUCUACGGCCACGCUACCGGUCUCUUCAGCUCGGCUCCAGGAAGGGAGAUGAGAUGUCCCUGCAGAGACGUCCAGUAGAUACCUCGGACAUCAGCGACUAUCAAGAAGAUGACAGCAAGAUCGUCCGUGAGCUUGCGGAGAUCAACCACCGUUACGAGGCCCUGCGUGCCACCCUGACCGACCGCGAAGAGGACCUGGACUUGAACUCUAAGCUUGCCGAGAAGACCAAUAAUGUUGGUGGUCUGAUGGAAUGGGUCACUGCUACGGAUGCCAAGGUGGUCAAUGCAGCUCCUCGUGGAGCCGACAUGGGCCAGUUGAGCGAUGAGCUGGAGAACUACAAGCAUGUCCAUGGUGACAUCGACAACAACAAGGCGGCCAUCUUGGAUGCCAUACAUUCCACUGAUCAGUUCUUGAAGGACAAACGUGCCAAGCUCUCACCGGAGAGGGUGGGCGAGCUCCAGACGAGACUUGCUGACCUCCGUAAGCAGUAUGACCUUCUCAGCCGCAAGUCUGAUGAUGUCUUUAAGAACACGGAGAGCACCCUUGCUCGCCUUCGCACAGAGGAGGAAGAGAAGAUGAAGUUGAAGGAGCAGUAUGCUGAGAUCAAGGAUCAGCUCAGAAGCCUGAGCGACUGGCUCACCCAAGCGGAACACCAACUAGGCGCUGAACAACCCAUCCAGGAACUCAUAAGACCUCUGACUGACCAAAAGAACAACCAUAAGGUGCUCCAUGAAGACAUCCUUGUGCACCAAGGUCCAGUCCUGGAGACCGUCCAGGAAGGCAACCAACUCCUGAAGCAGAAGGGUGACCGACUCACUGAUGAUGAGCGUGCUGCUCUCAAAACCCCUAUGGAAGACCUCAAGGUCCGCUACGAGAACGCCAACGUCCAGUCCACCAUGCGGACUGACAAGCUCCGAGGGGCUUUGGACGACCUCAACCGUCUUGAGCCGGAGAUGCGGGAGAUGGAGGAGUGGCUGAGGAAUACUGAACAGGCCUUGGAGAAGUCCAACCGCAAGAUUGAGGUUGAUGAGGAAGCCCUCCAGAGGCAGUAUGAGGAACAGAAGGCUCUUGCUGAUGAUGUCGUCACCCAUCGUGCUGAUGUGAAGUUCAUCAACAUGACUGGACAAGCCUUUGUUGACAAUGCUAAGCUAUACAAGGAAGAGCUGAGCGACUACCGCUCCACUGCUCUCCCACGGCAGUUCGGUCAAACCUUCAGUGAGGCACCCGAGUCCAACACCAUCCGGGACAAACUCGGCAACAUCAAUACCCGCUAUGAGAGGCUCAAGACCCGCUGCCUCGAGCAUCGGGAUCAUCUUGGAGACAUCUGCGAGAAGCAGGCUCGAUAUGCCCAGGUGGUUAACCCAACGUUGCCAUGGUUGGAUGAGAUGUAUGCUGCACUGAAGGACAUGGAGAAGGAGCCCAUCGCAACUGAACCUGAAGUCGUCCAGAGGCAGAUCGAUGAUCUCAAGGCCGUUGGUGAUGAGGUUCUCAUGCACAUCAAGGACGUAGAGAAUGCCAAGGAAGCUGGUCGUGACCUCUCCGACUCCCACGAGGACAUCAAACCUGAGAUCCAGAGACAGACCCGAGACAUGAGUGACCGCUACAGCCAGCUGGAAGCCAUGCUGACCGAUCGCAGUAACCUGCUCCACACUGCCCUGACCGAGUCCCAGACUGUCCAGGGUGGACUGGACUCCCUUCUCAGGUGGCUCGAUGACACGGAGGCAACACUGAAUAGACUGGAAGAAAGGACACCAAUCUCUCUAAGGAAGGAACACUUGGCUGACAUCAUGCAGCAAUACAAGAAACUUCUUGCCGAUGUUGAGAACCGUAAACCAAGCGUUGACGGCAUCAACAAGUCAGGGGCCAAGCUCCUGGCCACCACGACCGAUGCAGCCGAAGCCCGUGCCCUCCAGUCCAAGUUGGACACCUUGAACACCCGCUUUGAGCGGCUCUCCGGCCCUGCCCGCUCCAGCUGUGACUUCCUGCAGAAGCUAUCUGACAGGCUGGGACGUCUCCAGGAUGAGGUGGACAAGCUGGAGGAUUGGUUGAUACCUGCCCUGGACCUGCUGAAGGCACCAGACCUUAGCCAGAAGGAUCUGACUGAACUGGCUACCAUCUUACAGAAUGCUCGUACACAGGCAGACAGGAACAAGUCCCAGUACACCGACAUCCACAAGAUGGCCGAUGAACUGCUCCAUGAGAGAAGAGUCAGCGACCCAGCUGCUCUCAAUCUCAUCCUGCAGAACCUUGAUGACAACUGGCUUGAUCUUCAAGAGCUCCUAGAAUACAGAUCAAGGCAGCUCGAGGAGAGACGAGCCGCCCAGCAAGCGUACAACAAUAGUCUCAAGGAUGUCAGCUCCUGGCUGAUAUCCGUUGAGAGACGCUUCAAUGGCUUCAGGGCCGUUGCUAAGGAGUUGGAUGACAUCAAGGAACAGUAUGAUGAAUUGAAGCCCCUGAGGAAAGAGGUCAACGAGUACCGCCCGAACGUGGACGAACUCAACGAGCAAGGUACCCGCCUGGAUGCCAUGCUCCACGAUGGGCAGGGCGUACCAAUGAGGGCGCACCGUAGGUCAGCCCAGAUCAUGACCUCCACGCCGAAAGCAGCCAGUGUGGCCUCGAGGCUCAGACGACCCUUCGAGGAUGCCAACAUCAGUGGCCUCAUGGAAGAAGAGUCCGAGAUCCAGCGACAGCUUGCCGACAUCAACCGCCGCUACAACGCCCUGGACAUCAAGAUCGACGAGCGCGACGAUGAACUGGACACUGCCCUGGCAUUGACCGAACGCAGCAAGCCCGUGGAUGAGCUCCUGGACUGGGUUCAGGUGACGGAGGUGGAACUGGCGCAGAGCAUGCCGCCGCUGGACUUUGCCGGCGAGGAUGACCUGGACAAUCUCAUGCAGGAGUUUGAUAAGAUCCAGGCUGUUGAAGAGACCAUCCAGCAGUCUCAAGCCCCGGUUGCCCAUGCUGCCAUGGGCGCCGAUCAGCUCAUCAAGGACAAGGGUAAGAAGCUUCGACCGGAACAGAACCAGAACCUUCAGACCAAGAACGUGGACCUGAAGAAUCGCUAUGACGACCUGGCGUCCGGUGUGAAGCAGAAGAAGAUGGACCUGGAGCAGACCAUCAACAGGGUCAAGGCUGAUAAGGAGAAGAAGUCUCUCUUGAGUCGUCGUCUGGAUGAAACUUUUACAGAGGUCAAUGACCUCAAGACCUGGUUGUCGGAGACUGAGCAGAAGCUUGGUGUUCAGCAACCAAUCAGUGAACAGAUCAAACCGCUUGAGACCCAACUCCAGAGACAUCUUCCUCUGCGUGAUGAUGUCGUUCGACAUGAACCCGAAGUCAGCCAGGCAGUCAACAAUGUCACCCUCCUCCUGCGUGAGUUCGACGGCAAACUUGCACCAGAGGAUGCCAAGGCCCUGGAGAAGGACCGGGACGACCUCAAGAAACGCUUCGAUGCAGCCAACAUGCAGUCCCUCAGCCGGCGAGAGAAGCUCACCGCCGCCCUCGACGACCUGGAGAGGUACGGGGAGGAGUUCAAGGAGUUUGACGAUUGGCUCCAGGAUGCGGAGAAGAAGCAUGAGAAGCUGAUGCGCCCUGAUGCAAGGCGCAACGACCUGAAGGCCCUGAACCAGCAGAUCGAGGAAGAGAAGGAACUUAUGGAGGACAUCAGUGAUCACAAGGGAGACCUGAAGUUCAUCAAGCGGGCUGGUCACAAGUACAUUGACAACGAGAAGGCAUACAAGCAGAUGCUUUCCGAAUACCGGAUGUCCGCCCUUCCAUCCCAGUUCAACCGCACGUUUGCAGAGACUCCCGACUCCAACGUCAUCCGCGACGAGUUGGCCGACGCUUACGACCGAUACACCAGACUGCGCAACCAGGCCAAGGAACACUACAAGUUCCUCAAGGACCUUGUUGGCAAGCAACAGAAGUGGGAGACUUCUUGUGAUGCUGUCCUACCAUGGAUCAAUGAGGCCCAUGCUACGCUCUCGGAUGUGAUGAGGGAACCAAUCGCCACGGAGCCAGAGAACAUCCACGCUCAGAUGGAGAAACUGAAGGACCUCCAUGACCAGAUCGUCCUGCACACCAAGGAUGUAGAGAAACUCAAGGGACAUGGAAAGGAUUUGGCGGCUUCCCAAGAUGCGAUCAAGGAUGAUGUCAUGCACACUGUCCGUGAUGUGUCGGAGAAAUACAGCGAGAUGGAGGGCAAGCUUGCCCAACGUAGCAACCAACUGCAGAGCAUGCUCUCCCAGUCGCACAGCGUACAGGACAGCAUCGACAACCUCCUCCGCUGGCUGGAGCAGGCGGAGAAGAACACCAGCAGGGUCGUCAAUGCCCCCAUCAUCAUCCGCAAGGAGGCUCUUCUAGAACUCCUGCAGGAUCACAAGAGUUGCCGCACUUGGGAAACAAUGCAAAACACAUCGUUUUAUUGGUAUGUGCAAUCUGACAUCGAUGCCCACAAGCAGAUGAUCGACGCCCUCAACGACCGGGCAGAGACCCUGAUCGCCAGCAGCGACGCCCAGCUGGCCUCCCGAGUCCAGUCCACGCUGGACGACAUCAACGGCCGCUACGGCAAGAUCUCGUCCAGCAUCCGCAACCACGGCGACUACCUGCAGAAGAUGCUGGUGAAGAUGAACCAGCUGCAGAGCGACGUGGAUGCCUUUGAGGAUUGGCUCCUGCCCAUGAUUGAUAGGAUGGAGUCCAAGGAGCUGCUCCGCAUGGAUCUCCUGGAGAUGGGAUCCAGGUUGAUGGAUUACCAGCGGGACAUAGAUGAGCAUCGCUACACCUACCAGGACAUCAAGCGUCUUGGGCAGGAGAUCACAAGGGAUCCAAAGACAUCGGAUACCUCACGCAUCGCUGAUACAGUAACCAACCUCACCAAGAACUGGGACAUCCUGGAGGCUCUUCUAAAGAGAAGGAACAACCAGCUGCAGCAGCGACAGGAGACGCAGGACAAGUUCAGCAGCCUGCUCAAGUCAGUCCAGGAAUGGCUCGAUCAGAUGGAGGACGACACCGAUCGCCUUCCUCUCGUGGCUCUGGUGCCUCACGUCAUCCAGCAACAGAUUGAACAGCACAAGCCUCUACAGAGCAAGUACGAUGGAUUCAACUUCAAGAUCGAUGAGGUCAACCACGUUGGGAUGACCUUCGAGACUUUAACCUCUGAUCCCGACCUUCCAUCCAAGGGUUCGCCACUCAAACGUUCAAAGGUCUUCCUACAGUCCAGAGCAGGAUCCGACACCAGGAGCCUGGACACCAGGAGCACUGGAUCCCGCAGGAGCUCCUUUGGUUCGGAGCUAGACCAGAGCUCCUUCCUUAUGGAUGAUGGUGUCACUGAAAUUCAGCGUGACCUUGCCGACGUCAAUGACCGCUACCAGACCCUCGGCGACAAACUCGCUGACCGCAGGUAUGAGCUGGACGACGCCCUCGAGAAGGGUAACCUGUUCAACAGCGAGCUGGCCGGUCUGAAUGGCUGGAUGGACGGUGUGGAGGGUCAGUUGAAGCAGGAGGUGCCACCCGGACUGACCGCUGGCGAUGCUGCUAGGAGACUACAAGAACACAAGGUUCUGGUUGCUGAUAUCGAGGACCACACCCCACACCUGAUCUCUCUGAAGGGUCUCGGCGAGGACCUGACCGCCAACCGUCACCAUCAACCAGGAGCUGAUGUGAUUGAUGAACAAGUGGAAUCAGCAAGUAAGUCAUAUCUUUCAAUUUUCUAUCAUAAUUUGGUUGUAUACUGUAUGUAGCUUUGGAAAAUGCAAAGAAAUUUAUUAAGUUAGCAACAUUUAAUGAUACAUGGAGAUUUUUAGAAGAAUACGAACAAAUUACAAGUUCUGUCAAAGAAAAAGAGAGAAAGAAAUGUCGCUGGCUUUUUUAGAAAUCAAAUCUUUUUGAUAUAAUUUGUAAUUGCGAAAGGUAAAAUAGGCAAGAAAGAGAUUAGUCGUUUUGUGCAAUAAUUUGAUCAAUUGAGAAGAAAGAAAUACUCUAACAAAAUUCCCAUUUGCUCCCCUUUGCCAUGAAAUUAAUCCUGAUCCUGAAAAUUAUGAAGAAAAUUUAAUUCAAGGAACAUGUAUUAUAAUCCUGCUAGCUCCUUGACACCAUAUUCUUGGAAUUUGAUGAAAAAACUUUGCACAUUCGCAAGAGAGUUGCCAAAUUCGUACUAUGCUGUGAUAUGGAAAAAUUACAUGUAUGAACUAUAAUGGUGCUAGUGUCUUAAUGCCAUAUCACCAUAUCAUAUGCAUGCAAAAACUGAAUAGUUUGGUCAAAUUUUGAACUACAUUGUCAAAGAAAACUUGAAAUGCGAAUCCAUUAAUCAAAUAAUUCUAGAAAGAACAUGAUUGAAAUCUGCUAUUGAUAUUAAAAGUUGUAUGGUUGUUGUUUUUUGGUUAUGAUUAAUAGUUGACCUUAAACUAAUUGAUAUUGAGUAGUUGUAAUUAAAGUUUCAUUCAGAUAUGACACAGCAAAGCUCACCCUCAUUUGAUCAAUACGCAAUAGUGCAUGUUCUCUUUGCAUGAUCUGACCAAUGCGGUCAUGCCUUUUAUACCACAUGCA
Molecule: messenger RNA, 8367 nt
Organism: Lytechinus variegatus (green sea urchin)
Lineage: Eukaryota; Metazoa; Echinodermata; Echinoidea; Temnopleuroida; Toxopneustidae
Product: dystonin-like
Exons: 35
Coding region: 300-7562 (2420 amino acids)
Biological process (GO): actin cytoskeleton organization
Cellular component (GO): cell junction; cell projection; cortical actin cytoskeleton
Molecular function (GO): actin filament binding
Source: RefSeq, a predicted model, not a curated record